Molecule: messenger RNA, 1947 nt
Organism: Endocarpon pusillum Z07020
Lineage: Eukaryota; Fungi; Ascomycota; Eurotiomycetes; Verrucariales; Verrucariaceae
Product: glutamine--tRNA ligase
Exons: 1
Coding region: 1-1947 (648 amino acids)
Biological process (GO): glutaminyl-tRNA aminoacylation; translation
Cellular component (GO): cytoplasm; cytosol
Molecular function (GO): ATP binding; glutamine-tRNA ligase activity
Source: RefSeq, a predicted model, not a curated record
AUGGCGACUGAGGACGAGGGCAAGAAAAGCUUACCGGAGCGCGUAAAGGACAAGAUGGAGAGUGCUGUGACUGAUCGGACGGUGAAAAAGCAAAAAGCACCCAAGCAACCCAAACCGCCAAAAGAACCCAAAAAUGUCAAGCCUCCAACUACCAAGCCAGCAAAAGCGCCAACGACUUCUACAGAGCCAUUAGAUCCGGAUGCCAUGUUUAAAGAAGGAUGGCUCAAAGGUGUCUAUGCCGAAAGACCCGCAGAGCAUGUCUUUACUCGUUUUCCACCAGAGCCAAAUGGCUAUCUACAUAUCGGUCAUAGUAAGGCUAUCACGGUGAACUUUGGAUUUGCUCGCUACCACGGAGGGGAUUGCUAUCUACGCUUUGAUGACACGAACCCUGAAGCAGAGGACGAAAAGUUUUUUGUUGCUAUUCAGGAAAUGGUUGCAUGGCUGGGCUUCAAGCCGUACAAGAUCACUUACUCAAGCGACAACUUUGACAGACUCUAUGAGCUCGCAGAAAGGCUCAUCGAGUACGAUGGUGCCUAUGUCUGUCAUUGCACCGACGAAGAGAUAAAAUUGCAGAGAGGUGGGCCCAAUCAUGGACCUCGCUUUGCUUGUGCGCAUCGAGAGCGUCCCACAGAGGAGUCGCUGGCCGAGUUCCGAGCCAUGAGAGAUGGCAAGUACAAACCCCGCGAAGCUUUUCUGCGCAUGAAGCAGAACAUAGAAGAUGGUAACCCGCAGAUGUGGGAUCUUGCCGCAUAUCGAGUACUCGAUGCACCGCAUCACCGCACGGGAGUGAAAUGGAGGAUCUAUCCGACCUAUGAUUUCACUCACUGUUUAUGUGAUAGCUUCGAGGGCAUUACCCACUCAUUAUGCACUACUGAGUUCCUCCAGUCACGAGUGUCAUACGAAUGGCUGUGCGAUGCCGUUAAGGUCUACAAACCCAUGCAGCGUGAAUAUGGCCGCCUGAAUGUCACUGGCACUGUCAUGUCCAAGCGAAAAAUUGCAAAGCUUGUGGAACUUGGUGUCGUUCGAGGCUGGGACGAUCCUCGAUUGUACACGCUUGUUGCGCUGCGACGUCGAGGAAUCCCUCCGGGCGCGAUCCUUUCCUUUAUAAACGAGCUCGGCGUCUCCACAGCACUUACCAAUAUUCAGAUCGUCAGAUUCGAGCAGUCAGUCAGAAAGUAUCUGGAGCUCACAGUCCCUCGACUCAUGCUCGUGCUGGAUCCAGUGCCGGUCGUCAUCGACAAUCUGCCCGAUGACUAUGUGGAGGAAGUAGAACUGCCCUUUGCACCAAAAGAUCCAGCAAUGGGCAGUCAUAUGGUCCCUUUCACUAAGACAGUUUACAUUGAUCGAAGUGACUUCCGUGAGGUGGAAAGCAAAGACUUCUUCCGAAUGGCUCCUGGGAAGUCAGUUGGCUUGUUGAAAGUACCCUACCCUGUGAAGGCAACGUCAUUCAAGAAGGACGAAACCUCUGGCCGUGUUACCGAAAUACAUGCAGAGUACGAAAAGCCCCCUGAAGGAGAAUCUUUCAAGAAGCCGAAAACAUACAUACAAUGGGUGGGUAAGUCACAGCAGCAUGGCUCGCCAGUCGUGGCCGAGGCACGAAUGUUCAAUCCUCUCUUCAAAUCAGAGAAUCCAGAUGCUGCAGGCGGUGGUUAUCUCAACGAUAUCAGAGAUGACAGUGAAGAGAUCUACCCGACUGCCAUGAUCGAAACAGGUCUUACAGAAAUUAGGCGGAGAGCGCCCUGGCCAGAAGAGGCUGGUGAGCAGCACAUGGAAAAGGGCGAAUUGACAAGCGAGCACGGUAAGGAUUCAAGGGUGCCAGGACUUGAGACGGUCAGAUUUCAGGGUCUGAGGGUGGCUUACUUUUGCUUGGACAAGGACACCACUACUGACAAAGUUGUACUCAAUCGAAUUGUCAGUCUGAAAGAAGAUGCUGGGAAAGCUGCAUAG